AUGCACUCCCUAGCACUCUUGGCUCUUCUCCCCCUGGCGCUCGCCGCCCCGGCAAAACGCGCCCAGCCGGCGCCGAUCAUCCAGCCGCGUGGUGCCCAAGUCCUUCCCGGCAAGUACAUUGUCAAGUUCAAGCAGGGGACCCCCAUCGACGAGACGGUCAACAACCUGCCCGUCGAGCCCGACCACAUCUACGAUGGUGGCGCCUUCACCGGCUUUGCGUCCACUCUGGGGGCCGAUACUCUUUCGGACCUGCAGAAUCACCCUGAGGUUGAGUACAUUGAGCAGGAUGCCGUCGUGAGCAUCAACUCCUAUGUGUCGCAGACGAAUGCUCCCUGGGGCAUCGCCCGCAUCAGCCACCGCUCCAAGGGCAGCACAACCUACGUCUACGACGAUAGUGCCGGUGCCGGAACAUGCGCCUAUAUCAUCGACACUGGCAUCUACACAGCCCACUCCAACUUUGGCGGCCGCGCCACCUGGCUCGAGAACUUCACGGGUGACGGCGACGACACCGACGGCAACGGCCACGGCACUCACGUCGCCGGUACCAUCGGUAGCACCACCUAUGGCGUAGCCAAGAAGACCAAGCUCUACGCCGUCAAGGUCCUCCAGGCCAAUGGCUCCGGCACCACCUCCGGUGUCAUCGCCGGCAUGAACUAUGUCGCCAGCGAUGCCCAGACGCGGUCCUGCCCCAACGGCACCGUCGCCAACAUGUCCCUCGGCGGCUCCCGCUCGACGGCCAUGAACAGCGCCGCCGCCAACAUGAUCACCUCGGGCGUCUUCCUGGCCGUCGCCGCCGGUAACGACAACACCGACGCCUCGUCCUUCUCGCCCGCCUCGGAGCCGACCGUCUGCACCGUCGGCGCCACCGACAUCAACGACCGCCGCUCCAGCUUCUCCAACUACGGCUCCGUCGUCGAUAUCUUUGCUCCCGGCACCAACAUCUUGAGCACCUGGAACUCGGGCACCACCUCCACUAACACCAUCAGCGGCACGAGCAUGGCCACCCCCCAUAUCACUGGUCUCGGUGCCUACCUGCUCACCCUGUUCGGCAAGAAGAGCCCGCAGGCCCUGUGCUCCUACAUGCAGACCCUUGCCAGCUCUGGUGUCCUGACCAGCAUCCCUAGCGGUACCAAGAACCUCCUCGCCUUUAAUGGUAACCCCUCUGGUUAA
Molecule: messenger RNA, 1170 nt
Organism: Thyridium curvatum
Lineage: Eukaryota; Fungi; Ascomycota; Sordariomycetes; Thyridiales; Thyridiaceae
Exons: 6
Coding region: 1-1170 (389 amino acids)
Biological process (GO): proteolysis
Molecular function (GO): serine-type endopeptidase activity
Source: RefSeq, a predicted model, not a curated record